This is a messenger RNA of Hordeum vulgare subsp. vulgare (domesticated barley), 1823 nucleotides long. RefSeq lists its product as uncharacterized. The coding region runs from base 339 to 662 and encodes 107 amino acids. The record is from RefSeq and is a predicted model, not a curated record. The transcript has 3 exons. NCBI's taxonomy places the organism in Eukaryota, Viridiplantae, Streptophyta, Magnoliopsida, Poales, Poaceae.
UCCAAACGUCCCAGCCGCCUCGACUCCCUUCUCUUUCCUGCCGCCUCGUCUCUCUACCUCCGCGGCUCCGCCUCCAUCGCCUCCUCAAGGUCCUCCUUCCUUUCCCUGCCUCUACACCCGAAGUAUACGGACAAAGAACACGGUGUGAGCGCGGAGACGACAGGUCCAGAGGCCAUGUGUGAGAGGAAGUGAGCGCUCCUCCUUCCAUGACUGCCUCCUGGAUCUGGAGGAGAAAGACACGCCCCUUGGCAAAAUUAUGCUUCUUGGCAGUGGCUCGAGCGAUGCAGGACCGCGACGAUCACCGGUGAGUGCAGCAGCUUCUACAGGUGGCGGGACCGAUGGUCAAGACCAUGGGCGUGGCUUGGGGACCGGCCCUUGCGUCGACCGGGGAGUACGUCUGCUGCCAACAAGCCAAGGUCCCGGACUCGUCAGUGAUGUAUGUCACAUCCCUGGAUAAAUUUAAGCUUCUACAAUCUCCAGUUAGCCAAGAUGAGCCGCAUGGUGACGCAGGAGGACCUGAUCUUCGGCAGGGAUCAAUGCACUCUUUACCACCCAGUCCAGCCUGCCCAUGGUCGAUGGCAAGGGCAGGUGCAUCGGGCCUUCUCCGAGAAGGAGAAGGCCAGCGCAUCCAAUGGGGUCAGUGCUAUACUUCAUCUUCCUAACAUGUGCUGCGGCCUGCUAUUACUUGCAGUGGCUACUUGCCACUUGUAUGCAUCUCUCUUACUAGGUAAAUGAACUUUUAUUGUCCAAGAAGCUAAUAUUUUUGCCAAGUAGAAUCAUAUUGCCCUAACAAGGUCCUAGACCGGUGUUGCCAUGACUUCGGAGCGGAGGCUGGGGAGGUCGGGCCUAGCGGGCACCAACCGGGACUUCUUUAAUUUCAGGCCAUAUUUUUUUGUCUUGCUUCUAUAUAUCAGGAUUUGUGGAAUCUAAGUGAUCUCCGAAUUGCGUUUUUUUAUCAUUACAUUAAAUUUUGUAUCCCCGCUUUCAAAAUUGGGCCUUGUUCAUUGCAAGGGAAAGAGGCCUCAUGCGCUGCCCUAAAUACAUCACAAGUAGGCCCUAUUUUAGGUUAAUUAUGUCACAAGUAGACCCGUAUGUUAGGUUAAUUAUGUCACAAGUUGUCGCGCUCUCUACAUACUUUAGUUUUUACUCAAUUGUCGCUGAUAGAACAAUAUUGUAAUAUGAACGAACAAUUUUGGAAUGUAUGAGUAUACUAUAACUUGACAGCUUUGGAACCUGCAUGCAUUACAAUAUUGUAGAUGAAUUUCACUAAUUAUGCAUACACUUUAUUUAGCAACCCGUGUGAAUGUAUAUCCAACUCACUCUUGAAUUUUGUAUGCUUUUCCAUCCUACAAAAUUGCAACUUAUAUUUAUUUUUGGCAACAAUAUCUUAGUAUUAUAUCAGGUAACUCAGCGCAACUGGUGUUUCGUAAUGAGUUCUUCGUCAUAAAAUAGCCUUUUGGUAGCAGUACUGAGUAAUAAAAAAUGUGUUGCUGUUUGCGUGUCUCCGUCGUCCCUCACUCUUGCGUCUCUUUCAACUUGUAAGUUGUCCCCUUCUCAAUUAAGUUAUAAUUUCCAUUGUUGUCAUUUAAAUACCUCUAGAUCUGACAAAUAAUGGGAGGAAAGUGAGUCAAUAAUCAAUAACAUCAUUAGCACAAACAUGUUAAUAUGGAAAGUUGUUCAGAGUAACGGGUUUGAUUGCAUGCUUGGAACCAUAAUUUCUUUUUUGUUGUUGCAGAUUUCCUUAUUUCUAUAAAAAAAUUGGUUUAGUACACUUCAAGGAUUAUUUGAUGACACCCCUGCCAUAAAAAUUUGCUCCCAAGACG